Molecule: messenger RNA, 895 nt
Organism: Impatiens glandulifera
Lineage: Eukaryota; Viridiplantae; Streptophyta; Magnoliopsida; Ericales; Balsaminaceae
Product: protein UXT homolog
Exons: 8
Coding region: 309-749 (146 amino acids)
Biological process (GO): positive regulation of transcription by RNA polymerase II
Cellular component (GO): mediator complex; chromatin
Molecular function (GO): transcription coregulator activity
Source: RefSeq, a predicted model, not a curated record
GACGUGCUACCCGCCCCAGUAGCCCACUUCUUCUUCUUCUUCUUUCUUCAUAGUCGCGGUCUUCUUCUUCUUCUUGUUCAGUAGUCUUGUUCAGUUCUUCUCCAGAAUCCAGUCUCCAGUCUCCAGUCUCCAGUCUCCAUUCUCCAGUUCGGCAGGUCCAGGGCAGACAGCUGACGGCAGUCCUUACCUCAGGCAGAUAGUCACCGGACAGCCGCAUCUCCGCUCAGGAAACCUCACACAAUUGGAGGGGAAGAAAAGCAGAAAAAGAGAAAGGCGAUUUCAGAAGAAUACAGAAAGAAAAGACUAUAAUGGACAAGAGCCGAGCAGAAAAGGUGCAGAGAUUUGAGGAAUUUGUUGACCGUCGACUAAAGCCAGAUCUUGUCCGUGCUAUUGCAGAAAGGGACAAGCUCUUUGAACAACAAAAAGUUUUCUCUGAUUUGAGGAAGAAUAUAGAGAAUCUAGAGAAAAACAGUGUGACCAGCCUCAGGUCUUUAGUCAAUCUGGGAUCUGAAGUGUACAUGCAAGCAGAUGUCCCUGAUACAAGGCGGAUCUUUGUGGAUGUUGGGCUUGGGUUCCAUGUGGAGUUUACUUGGUCUGAAGCAAUCGGUUAUAUAGCAACAAGGGAAGAAAGGUUAUCCGGGCAAAUUGAAGACUAUACUCGCCUAAUUGCAUCUAUCAAGUCGCAAAUCAAAAUAGUUUGUGAAGGGAUCCGAGAGAUACUUCAAAUUCCGACAAACUCGUCUAAUUGAACUCUUCCAUGCUUUUUUAUAUCAAUGAAAUUUGGAUUUUUAUUGCAUUUUAGUUUAAUAUGAUGACUGUUAUUGAAUUCUGUAUGAUUUACAUUUUAUCUAUGAAAUUCUGUCUUUAUACAUACAAUUUAUUUAUAACAUGAAAG